AUGCCGUCAUCUUGGGAUCAUCGGAUGCGGGGCAGCAGCAGGAAGCCAUCGAAGCCAGGGUGCCGGCCUGCUGUGCUGCGCACCGACCGCCUUCCUCCACCCGCCCCUCCCUCCACCACCCCGCCUCCCCUGCUCCCACCUUCUGCACCACCUGCUGCACCCUCUCGCCCCAAACUCUCACUCUCACUCGCUCUGCCAUGCUGCCACGCACUGCCAACUGUCACACCCUCUGCUGCCGCUGCUGUUGCGCUUUCAUGUGGCCGAGGGCUCAUCUUCCCCUGGCCUGCUGUUGCGCUUUCAUGUGGCCGAGGGCUCAUCUUCCCCUGGCCUGCUGUUGCGCUUUCAUGUGGCCGAGGGCUCAUCUUCCCCUGGCCUGCUGUUGCGCUUUCAUGUGGCCGAGGGCUCAUCUUCCCCUGGCCUGCUGUUGCGCUUUCAUGUGGCCGAGGGCUCAUCUUCCCCUGGCCUGCUGUUGCGCUUUCAUGUGGCCGAGGGCUCAUCUUCCCCUGGCCUGCUGUUGCGCUUUCAUGUGGCCGAGGGCUCAUCUUCCCCUGGCCUGCUGUUGCGCUUUCAUGUGGCCGAGGGCUCAUCUUCCCCUGGCCUGCUGUUGCGCUUUCAUGUGGCCGAGGGCUCAUCUUCCCCUGGCCUGCUGUUGCGCUUUCAUGUGGCCGAGGGCUCAUCUUCCCCUGGCCUGCUGUUGCGCUUUCAUGUGGCCGAGGGCUCAUCUUCCCCUGGCCUGCUGUGCGUGUGCCUGGCAUGCCACUCUCAAUCGCCCGCACCCUCAAGCCUUUUCUGCUGAGCUAG
Closterium sp. Naga37s-1 is the source of this 801-nucleotide messenger RNA. Lineage: Eukaryota; Viridiplantae; Streptophyta; Zygnematophyceae; Desmidiales; Closteriaceae. The record is from the annotation of a GenBank genome assembly.